AUGCCAGCACAAUCCCCUUUCAUUGCCGAGGCAUGGAUAGAAUUUUCAAUAGGUACAUUAGCCGUCUUCCUAAGACUCUUUUCACGGUGGAAACUGGUGGGGUUUAAAGGAUGGCGCGGUGAUGAUUACAUGAUUAUCUUAGCAGCGCUGUUUUGGACGUCUGAGAUUGUUCCAGUGUACCUUGUUGGGGCAAUUUAUGGGAACAAUACUGGAUGGACACCUGAGCAGAGAGCCGGUUUUUCGAGUACCGAUAUCAGUAACAUGGAGACCGGAUCGAAGUUGGUGAUAUCGGCAUGGUUUGGCUACGCCACAAUUAUGUGGUCAUUGAAAGCAUCUAUGCUGUUUUACUAUGACCGUAUGACGGCUGGUAUCUAUCAGCAAAAGAUCGUUAGGGCUUGUGCUGUUUUCUGUGCUGUUUCCUACUUCGUCGUCAUUUUGACCAUUGCCUUGCACUGUCGACCUUUCUCCAAGAACUGGCAAGUGAAUCCAGAUCCGGGUAGAGAAUGUUCGACACACUAUACACCUUAUCCAGUUCUAGCUGCCUUCAACGUAACAACCGAUUUAAUACUCGUUUAUGUACCUAUUCCAAUGCUUAUUCGGGUGAGACUUCCCAUAACAAAGAAACUUAUGGUUGGUUCAUUACUUUGCUCAGGAGUUUUUGUAAUGGUCGCCUCAUUGCUGAGAUGCAUUCUGUCAAUGACACAUCUGGACCAGAUUAAUUUCGCAGCUAUCUGGGCAUUCGUUGCCAUGGUUGCUGUUAACGCCCCUGCAAUCAAGCCUUUGUUCAGCGCGUCCACGUGGGUGACUUCAUCUAAGCUCCGGAGCUCAAGCCGCCAUAGUUACAGACUUUCUUCAAUGAAUACUCAGGUGAAGAGAAACUUACCCAGCCAACGUGAUAAACAAGAUAGCCAGGAGUUUAUCCUUUCGCACGAGGAAGGAUUGACUUCAUAUGGAUUCAAAAGUGACGUAUCAAAGGGCGAGCAGGUAGAGGGUGUGACCGAUGGAAUCAAGGUCACAACUGAGUAUACAGUCACCACUGGGGAAGGUGUGUAG
Molecule: messenger RNA, 1053 nt
Organism: Talaromyces proteolyticus
Lineage: Eukaryota; Fungi; Ascomycota; Eurotiomycetes; Eurotiales; Trichocomaceae
Exons: 8
Coding region: 1-1053 (350 amino acids)
Source: RefSeq, a predicted model, not a curated record